Molecule: messenger RNA, 1818 nt
Organism: Brassica oleracea var. oleracea
Lineage: Eukaryota; Viridiplantae; Streptophyta; Magnoliopsida; Brassicales; Brassicaceae
Product: 3-ketoacyl-CoA thiolase 5, peroxisomal
Exons: 12
Coding region: 252-1637 (461 amino acids)
Biological process (GO): phenylacetate catabolic process; fatty acid beta-oxidation
Cellular component (GO): peroxisome
Molecular function (GO): acetyl-CoA C-acyltransferase activity
Source: RefSeq, a predicted model, not a curated record
AAAGAGACGGACCUAACUGUAACGCCGUUAACUUCCUUUUUUUUACCAAACGACAAGACAAGGUUGGCAAAAUAACAACCAGCCAAUCAGACACAGAGUGGGCAGAAACGAUCAAUCGAGAAUAUUGAGGAUCCUCAAGCCUUCAUAUACUUACAAUGAGUCUUCCUCAUUUCAAACAGAACAAACCCAGUUGAAUUUUCCCAGAAAGUUUUCUCCUUUUUUUCUUGAAUUAAGCUUAACAGUGAGAAAAGAUGGAGAAAGCCACUGAAAGGCAGAAGAUUCUGAUUCGUCAUCUCAAUCCACUUUCUUCUUCUCCUUCUCUUCCUAGCAUUAAUGAUAAUAAACCUACUCUUCUCUCCGCUGUGAACUGUGCUGCUGAGCUUUCCCCAAUGGCUGCCUUCGGAGACGACGUUGUGAUCGUUGCGGCGUAUCGCACUGCCAUCUGCAAAGCUAAACGUGGAGGGUUCAAAGAUACUCUCCCAGAUGAUCUUCUUGCUUCUGUUCUCAAGGCUGUGGUGGAAAGGACGUCUUUGGAUCCAAGUGAAGUUGGGGAUAUUGUUGUUGGUACCGUUAUAGCUCCUGGCUCUCAGAGAGCCAUGGAGUGUAGAGUAGCUGCUUACUUUGCUGGCUUUCCUGACUCUGUGCCAAUCAGAACUGUCAACAGACAAUGCUCAUCAGGACUACAAGCUGUUGCUGAUGUUGCUGCUUCCAUCAGAGCUGGAUAUUACGACAUUGGUAUUGGUGCUGGAGUUGAGUCCAUGUCGAUUGAUCACACUGCUGGAGGUGGCUUUCACACAACAAACCCGAGGGCACAAGAGUUUCGUGGAGCUCGUGACUGCUUGCUUCCGAUGGGCAUAACUUCUGAAAACGUAGCAGAAAGAUACUGUGUCACAAGAGAAGAUCAAGACAUGGCUGCGGUGGAGUCUCACAAGCGUGCAGCAGCUGCAAACGCGUCUGGUAAACUAAAGGAUGAGAUAGUUCCUGUUGCGACUAAGAUUGUUGACCCUGAUACAAAAGCAGAGAAGCCAAUUGUUGUUUCUGUUGAUGAUGGUGUACGUCCAAACUCAAACAUGGCUGAUCUUGCAAAGCUGAAGACAGUCUUUAAACCUAAUGGUUCAACCACAGCAGGCAAUGCUAGUCAGAUUAGUGAUGGUGCUGGAGCUGUACUGCUGAUGAAGAGGAGCUUGGCGAUGAAGAAGGGACUUCCCAUUCUUGGAAUAUUCAGGAGCUUUGCUGUUACUGGUGUGGAUCCAGCUGUAAUGGGUAUCGGUCCAGCUUACGCCAUUCCCGCUGCAGCCAACCUUGCAGGACUCAAAGUUAGCGAUAUCGAUCUAUUUGAGAUCAAUGAGGCAUUUGCAUCUCAGUAUGUGUACUGUUGCAAGAAGCUAGAGCUGGAUGUGGAAAAGGUCAAUGUUAAUGGAGGGGCCAUUGCUAUUGGCCAUCCUCUUGGUGCUACAGGAGCUCGAUGUGUUGCGACAUUGUUGCAUGAGAUGAAACGGAGAGGGAAAGACUGCCGCUUUGGAGUUAUUUCAAUGUGCAUAGGCACUGGUAUGGGAGCCGCAGCUGUGUUUGAGAGAGGAGACUCUGUUGAUGACUUGUCCAAUGCGCGUGUGGAGACUAAUGGGAGCGGUCACUAGAACAAGGUUGAAUAAGGACAAGCAAUGAAAGCACUAAGUCAAAUAAAAAAGUGUGAAGCUUAAACAGCUCUUUCACAUUGUUGAACAAUGAACAAUUUGUCAUUCUGAGUUUAAAAUGUAUCAACUAGUAACUUGUGAGUGAACAAAGAGUCAAAUCUAAAAAGCAAAGUUACAUCUUUCA